This is a messenger RNA of Mycena indigotica, 1479 nucleotides long. RefSeq lists its product as uncharacterized. The transcript has 8 exons. Bases 28 to 1479 code for a protein of 483 amino acids. NCBI's taxonomy places the organism in Eukaryota, Fungi, Basidiomycota, Agaricomycetes, Agaricales, Mycenaceae. The record is from RefSeq and is a predicted model, not a curated record.
CAAACCGUCGUCGUGGUCAACCUGCACAUGGAAACACCACUGGCGAGACCGGCACCAGUCGCAGAUGUCGAGGAGAGUAGAACGAAGCGUCAUCAACGACAACAGUCCAGGUUUCGCGAUCGUGGCGGAAUUUUCGUCCCCAAACAACCCAACACCAACUUGCUCGACAUUCUCAUGGGGAGUAAGGCCGUGUCUCCUGCUAAACGAAGGUCGCCAACACGCAGUCGAAGCCGGAGCGUCUCCAUGUCUCCUACGAAGGCAAGGAUGAGGCGGAGUACAGCGAGGAAGAGCGGUGUUGGUGCGGCGAGGAAGAGUGUCGGUGGCAAGGCCAAGCCCCGCAAAUCCACAGUCGAGCCUCCGCCAAUUGCCGGUCCAUCUCGCCUUGCCACAGACCCGCUGAAGAAGAAAGCAGCCGCAACUUCUCGCAAAGGCAAGAAGACAGAGACUGAGAGCGGUGCCGACGAUCCUCCUCCCAAACCCACUAAAGUACCUAAAUCUAAACCUGAGCUACUCGAAGACGAAGACGACGAGGAUGAGCCCGUUCCUGCGAAGAAGCGCACAGCAACUGCGAAAGUCAAAUCCAAGGCUAAACUCAGGCCGGAUGACAAAGUAGAGGUCGUUGCUAAACCAAAGGCAAAACCCAAACCUCGAGCCAAGACGAAACCAAAAGACCUCGAUCCAGACGAGGACCCACCUCCUAGGGCGAAAACUUCGCGGACCGCCAAAUCCAGGGCCGAAAGCACGUACGCAGAACUCUCAGAUGACGAGAAUGACGAAAUUCAACUCAAGCGCAAGCCAAAAACUGCCACGAAAUCUGGUACCAAAGGCGCGACUUCAAGUUCAACCAAAAAACGAGCCGCUUCAGAGGACGAUCAGGGAGACGAGCCGCCUACAAAGCGCGCACGCAAAGUUACCAAACCCUCAAGUUCCAAAGCAAAGGAACCAGAACCAGUGGAGGAGAAAGAGCCAAAGAAACAUAGCGGCACCAGGCUCGAGGCUAUCCCAGAAGAAGAGGAGAAUGAAUUGGUCGAAGAAGCGUCGGCUUCAAAAACUCCUGCUCUUUCCGCUUUCGAAUCAGAGCUUCAAGCCAACGACGUUCCGACACCACUGAAGAAGAAACGGUCACGAGAAGUCGAUGGCGAAGGAGGCGAGCCGGUAAAGCGCAAACGGAAGAAGAUGGCUGAGCAGGAGAACGACGAUGUGGGCCCGACACCUCAGACGAAGUCGAAAAAACGAACAGUUACUACCAAAUCUACCACUAAGAAAAGCAAAAGCACAAGUCGCGCUCUCAAAGAAAAUGCUGCAACCAAACCAGUAGCAACGAAAGGCAAGAAUAAGGAGAUAGCGUCCUCCACUACGACAGUAGUCAAACGCCGCGGGCUACCUCAAGCUGUUCUCGACAUGCUUCGCCAACGCGCAGAAACGCAGGUUGAGCCAGCAAUGGACGAUGAACGUGACGAGAUUGAUUUUUUGUCGUAG